UAGUCGAUAAAUACACCCAUCCCUUAAAUAGGCUCCUGUACACUCGUCUCGGAAAGUGUGCCAAACAGCGACGACUGUAUAACUGCUCCAGGAAUUUGUGCCGCUGAAGUGUGAUACCCGUCUCUCGACCUGUCGGGGCGAGUGCUUUCUGUGUCCCACAAUGUAUUCCGGCUUUGGAUGGAAUAUGGCUAAACCCCCAGGCUGCGUGGUGCUCACAAUGAUUUGUUUAUUCGGUGGAGUGCAUGCAGCAGGGGCAGAAUUCUAUUAUAACCUGAAAGCAACGGACACACCCCAGAUCAUCACCUCGCCAGGAUACCCCUUGAAAUAUGCGCCCAAUGUUUCCUACACGCGGCAUAUUCGUGCAGCUGACCCAAGCCAGGUGGUUGUUCUAGAGACGUUGGACUCUAUGGUUCAUAUUUCUUACGAUUGCAGAGCAGAUACAGUUGCCGUAUUUAAAGGAGCAAGUUCUCAAACCGCCAGGCGUGUACGCAAAUGGUGUGGGAACCUGCGAUACUACUUUGAUGCCUCCAGUAGCUACUUCCUUUACUUCCGCACUGAUUCUAAGUUCGAGAACAGAGGGUUUCAAGUCAGGUAUUACCAAGGGCCUAUGACAUGUCCUGCAUCUAUAGCAUUCAGGCACAACAGUCGACUGACCGGAUACAGAUAGACGUGUUGGACAUGCAUAUUGAGAACUCUGUCCGUUGUCAAAACGACAACAUUACUAUCGUAGAUCCAA
Molecule: messenger RNA, 736 nt
Organism: Haliotis rufescens (red abalone)
Lineage: Eukaryota; Metazoa; Mollusca; Gastropoda; Lepetellida; Haliotidae
Product: neuropilin-1-like
Exons: 5
Coding region: 161-667 (168 amino acids)
Source: RefSeq, a predicted model, not a curated record